Carcharodon carcharias (great white shark) is the source of this 2035-nucleotide messenger RNA. RefSeq lists its product as uncharacterized. The coding region runs from base 578 to 2035 and encodes 485 amino acids. Lineage: Eukaryota; Metazoa; Chordata; Chondrichthyes; Lamniformes; Lamnidae. The record is from RefSeq and is a predicted model, not a curated record. The transcript has 9 exons.
UGGCAAAAUGCCCAGUGCAUCAAAGUUCCUUCUGUGGCCUUACUCUGUUAGGAACUGCUUAGUUUUAUUUGCAGUGCUUCCCUCUCCUUUGCUCCAGAAGUGUUCACGCAAGUUCUGUCGAAGGGUCAUGAGGACUCGAAACGUCAACUCUUUUCUUCUCCGCCGAUGCUGCCAGACCUGCUGAGUUUUUCCAGGUAAUUCUGUUUUUGUUUCCAAAGGGAAGAUUGCUUCCUCGCCCCAUCUCGUAUUUGCGCCUGUAGAUUUGGCGUAAGAAAGCGCUGGAGGAAGAUGUUGCAUUUCACAAGUUUUGAUUUUGCAGCGUUAAUAAGUUCCAAUAGUCUCCAAGAAGAAAGUUUGUAAUGCCUUGUAUUGUUUCCAUCCUGGUGGUGUUCUUUAAUCGAAUGUUUAUCACUGUUCCCCUGGCAACGUCCGAUACUCUCUACGACACGUGAUUAACUAAUGCGCUGUCGGUUGGUGGAGCUCAUGUAACGAAGGUCCUGAUUGGCAACGUUGCGAAGUUUAAUUACAGCCAAGUUAGACAGGCAGGAGCCACCGGUGUACUUGACUGGGAGUUGCAAUGGAUUCUGAAUGUCCUCAGUUUCAAGUUUCUGAUUUGCUGCUAAACCCUGGAAGCUCUAUGCAUGACGGAGGCCAGAGGUACCCUGGUCGGUCUCUCUUCGGCACGACGUUGGAUAGCAAAGGUUACUACAAAGGAUUAUCAGAAGAAGAACAAACUUUUCCUGUGCUGAGUGAUGCCCGGCCAAGUCACCAACCAGUGUCUCAGUUGGAAAAGCACAGGGGCAGCCUUUGUAAGACUGAAUCGGGAAGCAUUCUUAAACCAGGACUUGAUUCCUUGAGAAUGAUGAGCCCAAAAUCAGGAAAUACCAAGAUGGCAAUUGGCACCAAAUAUGACGCCAAGGAUUGCAAGCCUGAACUAAAGGAGUCCCUCAAAAGAGUGCCCCUUAGCCGUGAUGGAAUAAGAACUGAGGUGCAAACCGAUGGUGACAUGUCCCCUGUACCUAGCACCCCACGAACAAUAACUGAAAGUGUACAGUCACCAUGUGAGACGCCCAGUCGAGAAGAGGACAAUGUAAUUCCCAAAAAUAUUAAACAUAAAUUUGGGAGCCAUGUUGUGGAUGAGUUACUAACGGAUGACGAGGUUAGUGAGUUCUUGAAACAGAAGAAGAAAUCAUCAAAGAGCUCGGAUUUGGAGGAUUCCCCGGUACAGCCACAGGAGAAGAUCACUGAUCAUAUAAAUUGGUAUGAAAGAAUCGGCUAUCCUCUCCGAUGUAACAUCUUUCCAGGUCCCUCUGGUGAAUGGCAGAGUGAGGCACAAUCCACCUACACAAAAGAGGUGCAUCACCGCUCUAAGCACAACCUAGAGCACUGGCAUGGUAGAACAACCGAUCAAUUAGGGAAUGAUGGGAUUGUGAACAAUGGCCAGCUGUUACUCUUCAAAGUAGUGCCCAGCAAGACUCUAGGAGGUGGCCGAACCUGUGCUUUUGGAAUAUUUUUCGGACUGGUGCACGAAGGAAGUGGGGGAGGGUUGUGGGCGUAUCAUUGGGAAAAACGCAGUUUGGCGUCCAAUGGACUUUGUGUACAGAAUAGUUGUGGUUACCAGUCUUUGUCGCUAGAGACUGUGAAAGUGUUGGCUGUAAAGGACACAUCUAAUUUAGUUAUGAACUUUUCGUCAGGUGUCUGGACCACAGACCUGCUGGCCUGCGAGAGGCUGUCGAGAACCCUCCAGCAGGACUUUGAAGAGCGGCCAAAAUUAACAAAGAAGUGGCCUUCCGUCAUCUCCAGACUCGGACCAGGCGAACCCACUGUGCAAUCGCAGCCCAGGCCACCCAAAGCACUGAGGAAAGCCAUCCCCAAGCCGAAGAAAAUCACCCCAAAGCUAGAAGGCACCACCGCAAAGCCGAGGACUGCAGCGGGGACGGAGCUCCGAGAAGAAAUCAAAACACCAGCUGGGAGAAAUGUUGAAAAGGAUGAGUCGUUCUGGGAAUUUUAUAACCAGCCUCUGCCUCUACCAUAA